This is a messenger RNA of Prorocentrum cordatum, 783 nucleotides long. The record is from the annotation of a GenBank genome assembly. Lineage: Eukaryota; Dinophyceae; Prorocentrales; Prorocentraceae.
AUGUUCGGUCAGCGGUUCGACUUGGCGAGGCCGGGCACGUCUGUCUUGGUCAGUGUUCCACGCGGAACGCCCGUCGAGGACGCGCUGCUAGUUGUAAAGGCCGAUGCGCGUCGAUUUGGGGCACAUUGCUCGGACAUGUAUUUCCAGGAGAUCAACGUCACAGGGGCGUGGGCGAACAAGGCGCGGCCUGGGGGCUUCCACUUCGACGCUCGCGGUGCGCGAGACGAGACGCCGAAGUGGCUGAAACUCGGGCCGGUGGAGCUCAAAGUCGGCAACGGUCAUACCGACAAGGGGCAGCAUUAUCUGAACGUCUACGUCAAGAACCUUCAGCGCGUUGGGUUUAUUGUCGGAGGGCUGCUGGGAGAGGAUGACCACGCGGAGGCUGCGGCGCCUGAGGAAGGGUGCCAGAAGACGCUGUCACUGAAGGCUCGCCCGUAUGGUGAAGUUGCGCAUGGACAGGGCUCCGUCGCAAUCGGAUACUGAGCCGAGAGCUCCCGGCUCCGCGCGGCGCGCUCGAGCCCGCUCGCGAUGGGACGGCUCGCCGGCCAGUCGCCGGCCACCCGUUCUUUGCGAGACGAAUAGUAUUAUGGACGCGCCAGAUGCCUCCAAUAAUGUGUUUGGCUGAGAAGAGCCCAUACUUGUCCCUUCUGCUUUCCCCGCCGAUUAGGUCGUUUCGGAUGCAUCACGGCUUAUUCGGUUGAGAAGAGCCGGAGCUGUGGGACCGCUGACCUAGCAGGCGAUCUUUGAAAUUGGCGCCCGUGUCGUCUUCACACAGCAUCACCG